AUAAAUCGUAAGCCACAGGCUUUCAUCGUUGUCGGGUCAAUACUCAUAUUUGCACCCUUUUUUAUUAGUGAGAAAUGGAAGUGGUUCAGAUUCAGAGAAGAUUGGUGGACUUCACAAAAUCCUUGUUUAUGGAGGGUUUAUUGGACAGCCAGUUCUUACAGCUUCAGCAGCUUCAAGAUGAGAGCAACCCAGAUUUUGUUGUUGAAGUUGUCUCACUUUUCUUUGAUGAUUCCGAGAAACUUCUCAAUGAACUCACCAUUGCUUUAGAUCAGCCAAAUGUUGACUUUAAAAAAGUUGAUGGCUAUGUUCAUCAAUUGAAAGGUAGCAGUUCCAGCAUAGGUGCACAAAGGGUUAAAAACGCUUGUGUAGAUUUCCGCAACUUCUGCGAGGUGCAGAACAUCGAAGGGUGCCGAACAUGUCUGCAACAAGUGAAACAAGAGUGCUACCUGGUGAAGAACAAGCUCGAAACAUUGUUCAGGUUAGAGCAACAGAUUGUCGCAUCCGGUGGAUCGAUUCCGAUGAUCGAAAUGGAUUUUUGAAGACCAUCAAAGCUGAAGA
Molecule: messenger RNA, 558 nt
Organism: Hibiscus syriacus
Lineage: Eukaryota; Viridiplantae; Streptophyta; Magnoliopsida; Malvales; Malvaceae
Product: histidine-containing phosphotransfer protein 1-like
Exons: 6
Coding region: 75-539 (154 amino acids)
Biological process (GO): phosphorylation; phosphorelay signal transduction system; cytokinin-activated signaling pathway
Cellular component (GO): cytoplasm; nucleus
Molecular function (GO): histidine phosphotransfer kinase activity; protein histidine kinase binding
Source: RefSeq, a predicted model, not a curated record